AUGCCAAAUUCAGCUGGUCUGAUGAAUUUACAGGUUGCUCUUUAUCCCGUUGUCGAAGGGUUAGCUCCUCUAACCUUAAGCGACAACACUAUUGCGGCUCUCUGUCAUGAACUUGAGCAAAUACUCAAUUCACCUUUGAGGUCCACUGCCCAACUACACUCCUUAUUGGAUGCAUACAAAUCUCGAAUACAAAACACUCCUGAGAAUCAAUUGAGAUGGCAAAAGCUGCUGAACGUGAUGCAAGUUUUGUUAGAAGUGAAUGAUCAGAGAGAGAUCAUACGGUAUCUCUCCGCGUUUCAGUCGAUGCUGAUAGAUGAAAUAGCGCCAAGACCAGCGAAUUUAUUGGGCAGAGAGGAUUCUCCGCUAACGUUGAAGGGGUUGGAAAAUCAUAACGGUUUAUUAAGUCCUUUGCGACCCGUCAGCCUACAGGCAGACUCCUUCGAAAACUUGGAGAGACUAUCGAACCGCCGUUCGUUGGUUUCCUCAUACAAAGAUUACGGUGUUCAUAGAUCAGCUACGUUACAUGCAUUGAGCGAACCUUAUUAUUCGAAAAUGGUUCCGGAAGCCGAAAUUCUAAGAUUCGUUCCCUAUACACUACUGGCAACAACUUCUGAUUUAUUCCCCUUAAAGUUAAACAGAGUGGAUAUACCGAGCAAUAUUUCGAACACAGUAAGCGGUCUUUUGCAUUUGAUCUUUGAAGCAGGUCUUUUAUACCAGGAGCUGAAACGCAUGGUAGAUCAAUAUAGGAACUCAGACAUUUCUCCUUUGAAAAAGGCCCUCAUAAUUCAGAUUGAUAAAGUUUUGAGAACCUAUAGUGGGUUUGUCAAUUCACUUGCCGUGUCAGGCAAAGCGAUGUCUCUUUUGUCAGUAUAUUACGAGAUUUACGAUCAUAUUGUAACACUGCGAUUUUUUGAAGGUUUCACAAAGAAUUUCGAGAAAACAUCUGGUGAUUCCUAUCUGAUGAUAUCUAAGUCACUAGUCUUCCAUGGCGAUCUGCAUAUAAGGCGCUUGACUUGUGAUCUGUCGGAAAAUUUGCUUUCCUUAUAUUCGGAGUAUCUGCUUAAUUGGCUGACUCUUGCAAAGUUAGAUGCCACGAACGAUGAGUUCUUUAUUGAACGAAUUGAUGCAAGCAAUGAGCUUUCUGUGCGGCUGAAUUUGACAAAAGUGCCAGAUUUCAUACCGAAAGGUAUCGCUUCCAAAAUUUUUGUCAUAGGCAAGACUCUCAUCUUUUUGGGGAAAUAUUGUAAAGAGCUCCAAUGCGUUAGCGAUCUGUCUCGAAAAUAUAGGAACCUCUACGAGCAGAAAAAUGGCAAACUGUCUUCCGAAUUCCACGAGGUUGUUCACAGGCAUUAUAAUGAAGUCACGAAAAAGACUGUAGACGUCUUAAUGCGAAAGUUCAAUUAUAAGAAAGUAGUUUUUGUUCUAAAAGACAUAUUACUCAUGGGCAGAAGCGACCUGAUAGAUUUACUAAUAAGAAAGGCAAGUGCGAUACUAGGUGCCCCAUCUGCCUCUCUGUCGAGCUACGAGCUUACACGCUUUCUGCAGGAGUCAGUCCAGCAAUCCUCGCUAAGGAAUUUACUUGGCAGAGCUGACUCCAAUCAUGUUAUUGGCGGCCUCGACGCUAGAGUGCUCGACCUCGGGCAUGGUUCCGUAGGUUGGGAUGUUUUUACACUAGACUACCUGCUUGACGGGCCGCUGACUGUUGUGCUGAAUGUUAACCGAGCAGAUGGAAAUAAGGAAUAUUUGCGUAUCUUCAACUUUCUGUGGAGAUUUAAGAAAAACACCUACUUUUACAAUAAUGAGUGGCUUCGAACGAAUCAAGUUCUUAGAGAUUUUAAAAAGCUCGCGCAAAGCAGUCCACUUGUUAGGGAUCUUUCAAACAAGCUAUCCAAAGCGGACGUACUGCGAUGCCUGCUACAGCAGUUUAAUUCAAAACUUGAGAAUUACUGCUUCAGAAGUAUUAUUGAUGAAAACUUCAGAAAGUUCGAUGGCAUCCUGUCGUUGACCAAAACAGUCAAUGAUAGUCACAAAUUUCCAACUGUACGGCUUAAAAGCGGUAUCUUGAUGCUUGAUGGUAUCUUGAGGCCAAAAAAAAGUGUCUUUGAUGGGCAGGAACAAACCAAACAGACCACAAGGUUGUUUAACAUUGACGAACUGGAUAAGAUGCAUAAUGAGUUUUUGAACUCUAUUCUCUCACACCAAUUACUCGCUUUUGGCCCCAAUCACAGGGUUGGCAUGUAUUCUGGACAGCCAUACCCAACUUCGUUGAUACUUAUUCUAAACUUGAUAUUUGAGUUUAUUCAUUGUUAUGCCUUAUUGAAUAACGCCGCUCAUGAGAUAUUGAUUCAAAUGAAUCUACGAGGGGAACCGCAACUGCUGAAUAACUUACUGGUACAGUUCAACUCUUGUUUGAAGAACAUGGUGGCUGUCUACAAGAGUUUCAAGGAGUCAUCUUAUUUGUUUAUUAAAGAUUUGAGAACCGACGGAGACGAUGAGCUGGCUAAAUUAGGUACGGUACUACGUUAG
This is a messenger RNA of Torulaspora globosa, 2526 nucleotides long. It is a transcript of the gene SPC98, whose product is annotated as Spc98p. The record is from RefSeq and is a predicted model, not a curated record. Gene Ontology annotation, molecular function: gamma-tubulin binding; microtubule minus-end binding. Gene Ontology annotation, cellular component: gamma-tubulin complex; centrosome; equatorial microtubule organizing center. Gene Ontology annotation, biological process: spindle assembly; meiotic cell cycle; microtubule nucleation. The transcript has a single exon. The coding region runs from base 1 to 2526 and encodes 841 amino acids. Lineage: Eukaryota; Fungi; Ascomycota; Saccharomycetes; Saccharomycetales; Saccharomycetaceae.